Molecule: messenger RNA, 522 nt
Organism: Paramecium pentaurelia
Lineage: Eukaryota; Ciliophora; Oligohymenophorea; Peniculida; Parameciidae
Source: the annotation of a GenBank genome assembly
AUGAGCAAAAAAUUGGAAAACAAAUGCAAAUAAGUUGUUAUUAUUGGGGGUUUAGAGGAUUUUUAUCUAUUGGUUAAAAAUGUAAAAAAUCAAAUUUGUGAUGUUGAAAGUAAUCCUUUAAAUUUUUAUUCCUCCUUAUCUCCUGAUGGAAAUACAUUAGCUUCUGGUAGUUAUGAUAAUUCUAUCCGUCUAUGGGAUGUCAAAAAAGGAUAAUAAAAAGCCAAAUUAGAUGCUCAUAGUAAUGAAAGCUUGUCUGUCUGUUUAUCUCAUGAUACCAAAUAUCCAUCUUUCUAAUGGCAAAAUAAUCAUUCUUUUGAUUAAAGAUAUAAAGAAAAAAAGGUUUAAUUAGAGAGUAUUUCUUUUUUCAUAACGACCAUGAAUCAUGAAAUGCUGAAGAUGGGUCUUAUAAUACCAAUCUAAGUUUGUCUAAAAAGGCAAUUUUACCUUUUAGAGAGACUUUAAACCCUUAAGUCUAAGAGAUUAAAAAAAUUUAUUAAAGUAUUAUAUUUUAAAAUUUUUUGA